CGACCCGCUCGCCGCCGAGGCCCCACGGCGCGGGCGGCCGGGGCGGCGACGACGGGGGUCGCGGGUCAGGGGCCUCCCUGAUGCUUGGAGCAGAAAGGCGGCGCUGGUGGCUGGCGUCACCUUGGAGAGGAGCUGGAGACUAGCCAGAUAAAGAGCACUGAACAAAUGCUGGUUCCAAAUCCCUGGCAGGGACCGGAACGCCUCUGCUGUGCUGAAAGCCGACCCGAGCACAGAUCGUGAGCGCGCAGUUACAGGAGCUGCUGUCAGUUUCUGUCUAGUUGUACAAUGUCCUUUCAUUCGGGACACCAGGUACACCUUUGCAAAUUUAGUGGUCCACGUCGUGGUGUCAGAAUCGCUGCAGACACAAGUCCCCCCUGCGGUGGGCGCCUCGUCCCUUGUCAACUGCACGCCUAAUACAGUGCACACAGCCGUCACCAGGAAACGCUGCGGCCAGGGCACUGCUGACCUGCUUGCCGACUCACGUAUGGUUCUUAAGUGUCUUUUCAGAAUGCUCGGAGGCGCCUCUCAAGUUUCCUCGCAGAGAACCCUCACAAGGGUGUUGCCUGUAAAUGGCCUGAAUGUCUCAUUUGUACCAGUAGGUUAAAGAAGGAAUCCUCAAAACCCAGCAGCUGAAAUACCGCUUCAUUAGUGCAUUUAGCGCAAAGCACGGGCUCAGAGGCCUCCUGCGCAGGAGCCCAGGAGAGGGGAGGUUCCGGCCAGUGAUGAGCGGCCGCGUCCCGCUGGCAGAGAAAGCCCUGUCCGAAGGCUACGCCCGGCUCCGGUACCGGGACACCUCCCUGCUCAUCUGGCAACAGCAGCAGCAGAAGUUGGCAUCUGUGCCGCCCGGGACGUACCUAAGCAGGAGCCGAAGCACGUGGUACUCACAGUACGGAAAUGAGGCCAUCCUCGUCCGGGACAAAAACAAGCUGGACGUCUCCCGGGACACGGGGCAAUCCAAGUUUUGCUCUGUUAUGUAAUUCUGGUGUGAAAGCCUGAGCCCAGGCACCCAGCCGCCUUGCUGAUCCCUAGUCCUUACUGGGAGAUCCUGAACAGUGAACGUGAAGGUUGAGCUGUGGUAGAAGAAGCCCAAAAUCCCAGAGAUGGCGCCCCGGCCCAUUCGCAGUCGGGCUGAUGGGUGGACUGGGCUCCUGGACUCCAUUCUGAUCCUGCAGGCGCUGUAGGCACAGGCCAGGUCCGGGGCCCGGCCAGAUGCUGUUUUGGUCAUGCUUCCGAAUAAGUCAAGCGGGAGGGACACCCCGGUUACAGACCACCUCUUCACAUUCUUACAGGCUGUCCUUUAGGUUUCCCUUCUGCCUGGUAAAGAGUGGGUCAGAUCUAGAAAAAGGUGAAGGAAUUGGCAUCAUGUCGGGUCGCAGAUCCACGUGCGGGACCACGAUGUGCGGGACCAAGACGGAUUCACCCUAAAUGGUCAUCGGCAGCAGCAUUUCAGCAGGGACUUUGUGGCACUUGAGUUUUGAGUCUAGUAACCAAAAUGAUCACUGCGUGUGAGGCACUGUGAUGGCUCCUACACUAGCUUCCUGAUGCUGGAGGUUUGUGGGGCAAAGGCAUCCCCAAAACAUUAAGGAAACCCCCAAAUUAUCAAGUUACACAAAAGUUGCUGACAGUGAUUUCAUAUUUAAUCACAGGGCUGAAAUAGGCAGGUCCUCAGCGGACAGUAGUUCAGCCUCGACUCCGAGGCUGCACCUCCCGGCCACCUGCAGUGUUUGAUGUGCGUGGGCCGUGGCCACACACAAGCAGCCUCGGCCCACCUGUGUGGGCAGCUUAUGAGUCAUUUUUAAAGGAUCUGCUGUAAGUAAGGUCUGUGUGGCGAGGCAAACGUGGACGUGUCUUUCGUCAAAGCUGAGUUUUCUUUUCUAAAUAAAUCUCCUUUAGGAGCCGC
This is a messenger RNA of Orcinus orca (killer whale), 1900 nucleotides long. It is a transcript of the gene BRD3OS, whose product is annotated as BRD3 opposite strand. The transcript has 3 exons. The record is from RefSeq and is a predicted model, not a curated record. NCBI's taxonomy places the organism in Eukaryota, Metazoa, Chordata, Mammalia, Artiodactyla, Delphinidae. The coding region runs from base 723 to 977 and encodes 84 amino acids.